Molecule: messenger RNA, 1029 nt
Organism: Hyaloscypha bicolor E
Lineage: Eukaryota; Fungi; Ascomycota; Leotiomycetes; Helotiales; Hyaloscyphaceae
Product: acyl-CoA N-acyltransferase
Exons: 4
Coding region: 234-863 (209 amino acids)
Biological process (GO): UDP-N-acetylglucosamine biosynthetic process
Cellular component (GO): endoplasmic reticulum-Golgi intermediate compartment; endoplasmic reticulum; Golgi apparatus
Molecular function (GO): glucosamine 6-phosphate N-acetyltransferase activity; monosaccharide binding
Source: RefSeq, a predicted model, not a curated record
CUGCAUCAAUGCCAGGAACCAAAACCUGAUCAUCAUGACACAACAAAGAACAGUAACGAGACAUCUUCUCUACUUCAGGACCUCAACCUCGACUGCUGCUUAUCCGUUAUCCACUCAAGACCAAUUGGCUGGCUGAUAGAGAGUCUGAAGCUUCAUUGAACCACGACACCUUGUCCCCUUCGAACCCCAACACUCCAGACCUUGACGAAUAUACUCUCCAGACCACCGCAGGCAUGCCUGAAAUCAUGGAACCCGCGAAUGGUGUGCCCACGGAAGAAAUCAACAACCUCAAGAUCACCCCCUCCAUCACAAUGACCGCCGCAGACGACUCGCCAUCAGAGCCAGAAGCAGGCAUGUUCACCGACGAACUCAUCUCUCAUACCAUCGCUGCCACCCUCCCACCUACAUAUGUCCUCCGCCCCUUGCGAAAAUCAGACUAUGCGAUCGGCUUUCUCGAUGUUUUGCGAGUCCUGACAACCGUGGGCGAUAUCACGGAGGAGGAGUGGAAUGAGCGAUACGACUGGAUGAACAACCAGGGCAAGGGAGGAUACUACAUUAUGGUCAUCGAAGAUCAGGGCAAGAUUGUUGGAACUGGCGCGUUGCUUGUCGAGCGGAAAUUUAUCCAUCACCUAGGCCUCGUCGGUCACAUUGAGGAUAUUGCAGUCGCGAAAGACCAGCAAGGAAAGAAGCUCGGCCUCAAGCUGAUCCAAGCUCUCGACUUAGUGGCGGAGAAGGUAGGAUGUUACAAGUGCAUCCUCGACUGCAGCGAAGCGAACGAAGGAUUCUACGUCAAGUGUGGAUAUAAGAGGGCGGGAUUAGAGAUGGCACAUUAUUAUGAUGGCAGUACGAGGAGUCAUUUGUAGGAGUACCGGUCAGAACUCAAGGCUUCUGGACCACGAAUCGGGAAUAGAGAACGGCCUUUGAGUGCGGAGGUCUCUUUGAUGUUGAUUCCACCCUGCCGUACGGUAGGGAAAUGAAGCUACUAUUCGCACCCAAAACCCAGGGGCAUGUGCGACGGUCGCCGAAUGA